AUGUCCAUUUUUGCCAAAAAAAAUGUAUCCAAGGCAGAGAAAAAUGAAUUUGUGCAGAGCUUCCUCCAAAAGCACCUUCCAGAGAAGAGACUGAGGCAAGGUGAAGACAUUACAUUACAGCAUGCACAUUUUAUGUUGGACAAUCCCAGAACCAGGAAGAGAAAAGAGGUGAAGUUGAAGAGAAAGACUCUUUCAGCCAAGGAGAGAAAGGAGUUGAAACUGUUUGAAAUUCAACCUGAACAUCAAAAGUAUGACAUGUACACACCACUACAUCAGCUUUGGAAGGAUUAUAUGAAAGAUGUGAUCAACUUUGACAAGAUCACUCCAGGUAACCAAUCACAGAUGGAGGAACUUUUGCUGCGGGCUGAUCUUCACGGUGCGGUUCUUACAGUGACAAAGUCCAAGUGUCCAUCUUACGUUGGGACAUCUGGCAUCCUCAUUCAGGAGACCAAAAACACUUUCAAGUUGAUCACAAAAGAUGAUAGACUUAAGACAAUUCCCAAACCAAAUUCGGUAUUCACUUUUGAGCUGGAAGGUUAUAUAAUUACAAUAUAUGGGAAUAACUUUCAAGUCCGUGCAAGUGAAAGAGCUCACAGGAAGUUCAAGACAAGACCAACUGUUGACUUAAUAUGAAUCUCAGUGUCUACCCGGUAGUCUGCACUUUGGGACCCCUUAGGUCACUCUGAAAACUACUGGCUAAUCAGAGUCCAUGUGAGCAGUGUUAAUUAGUCUGAAGAUGAAGUCUGUGGCCAAAGGAAAGUUAGUGUAAUCAGCCACUUGAAUUUGGAGACUACAACUGCAAUUUUUUUCCUAAAUUGAUGCUUAAUUUUUUUGUUAUCUUGGUCAGGUGGCUUAUUUUGCACACUAUAAGUCAACAGCAUGGUCUCCAUUCUAUUUGGGACAAAGUAGUUGACAUUGCGCUGCCUGAAACAUGAUGGUAUCUAAGCUGAAGCAACGAAGAAUUUGACUUAAGUGCAAGAUGACAAGCCUCCAAAAAUGUGCUUCUGGCUUUGUUUGUAGAGAAUUGGAAGUGUGCAACUUGGAUAAUACAUAGCAAUAAAAAUUGGAUAAUUAGGCUGUUUUUUAUACAUAUUUUGGGAAACUAAUAAGUAUUAGGGCAUUUCUUUUUUAAGUUGUGAAGGAGAUUAUUGAGUCAUUAUGUAACUUUGCCUGCAAAUGAACUUAUUUAUAUAUCCUGUUUAUUUUUUUGCUCAUUUAAAAUUAUCCAGAUGUACUUGUAUUUCUUGAAUAAGUCAACUGACAAGAGAUAUGUAUUUUUAGUUAGAUUUAUUGAAAAAUACUGUCUUUGACAUAAAAAGCAUAAAAUGUAUUUUAUUUAACAAGUAGUUCUUGAAAUAAGAAAAUUUUGACAGUUAACAAGCCACAACCAAAUAACCAGCAAGCUAAAUAUGGUUCUUAUGAUAUCUGUAGUACAGUCUGGCUGUUAGCAAGUUCAGAUGAUCUCUCUCUCUAUAUAUAUAAUAGCAAUUAUUGAAAACAAUUAUAAUUGUAUUAUAAUUAUAAUAAUUAUAGUACUGUUAUUAUAUCAAUAAAUUUAUACAACUUGCAAAUAGAAUUGAUUUUGAUAAUUGAGAAGAACUGGCAACGAUUAGAAAAAUAAUUUCUUUACGUCUUGCUGCUGUACAUAUAUGUAACAUAUUGGCCUUAAAGGCUGAGGUUAACGUAAGCAUGUGCAGGUAUUUUUAGCAGUGUACAUAUAAUGCCUGUGAUAAAUUACACAUAAUUUAAAUAAAAUCUGAAUUAAAAGAAGAGAAA
Lingula anatina is the source of this 1776-nucleotide messenger RNA. Its product is annotated as ribonuclease P protein subunit p29. Gene Ontology annotation, molecular function: ribonuclease P RNA binding. Gene Ontology annotation, cellular component: ribonuclease P complex; ribonuclease MRP complex. Lineage: Eukaryota; Metazoa; Brachiopoda; Lingulata; Lingulida; Lingulidae. Gene Ontology annotation, biological process: rRNA processing; tRNA 5'-leader removal. The record is from RefSeq and is a predicted model, not a curated record.